Perkinsus marinus ATCC 50983 is the source of this 1212-nucleotide messenger RNA. RefSeq lists its product as hypothetical. The transcript has 5 exons. The record is from RefSeq and is a predicted model, not a curated record. NCBI's taxonomy places the organism in Eukaryota, Perkinsozoa, Perkinsida, Perkinsidae. Bases 1 to 1212 code for a protein of 403 amino acids.
AUGGAUGACUCGGAGAUUCAUGCGCUCUCAACGAAUGGUCUCAGUCCCGUCCCCGAAGAGUGCCUCCACGGUAUGAGAAGUCCUGGGUUCAUACAGGAAUUGUGCAUUCCUCCGUUCUUAAACGGUAUGAUCGUCCAUGCUGCUACUGAUAGAAUCAAGGAGGAAUCGAUAUUGAUAGGGUGGGUUCCUGUGUUCUCAGCCACGCUGGACCAGUUUGGGAAUAGUCUCGAAUUCGAUAAAGAGUUAGCAUUCUCCGUGCUAUUCAGUGAAGUAUCUGCCCGUCGGCUCUAUGGCGUUCUACGCCAUAUACCCGACCCGCGUACGAGUUUGAACCGUAGUAAAAAUUUACGAGCCAGCAUUCUGGAGUUCUACGUGAAAUUCUCUAUUUGUUAUCUCUCCAACUCUCAGGCUGGAGAAACCGUUUUUAUGAACGAGCUCCUAGUUCGGCCGGAGAACUACACCAUCCAGACGAUGAUUGUCGAGCCUAAGCAGGAUUACGUUAAUGAUACCAGCCCGAGUUUCAUAGUCAGCGUCCAUAAAUCGUCUCCAGCUAUCUAUCGUGGACCAGGCAUUCGUCUCAGUGAGCCGGGGAACAAUAUUCGUGGGCUUGAUCUCGGUGUGGCGGACAUCCCAUGCAGCGAAAAGUUCAAUUUUACUAUGGAGAUGGGCAAAAAGAAUUUAACACGUUAUUACUAUCGCCACCUUCCAAGGAACAAAACCGCGAAGGCUAUCCUGAUUCAAUAUCAUGGUUGGAGUAGCAGCUGUGAAAAAUGGGAGGAGUAUUCCAAAACCGCCGCUAUAGCGGAUAAGUAUGGCUUCAUGUUGAUAUCUGCGUGCGGCAGCUAUUACGGUUUCUAUUCCAGCUGGUUCCGAAGCACAUCUGGCUGGAAUGCUGGGGUUUGCUGUAUUCGCGACAAUGAUGUUGAUGAUGUUGAAUACACCAAACAGAUCCUCAAGAAUGAGAACAAGAAUAACUUACCGGUUUAUGGCUACGGUUACAGCAACGGUGGCAUGAUGGUCGAGUCUUUGUUGUGCCACAAUGUCUUGGACAAAGCCGUAUCUGUCAAUGCCGUACUGGCAUUGAAACCCGGUCUACAAGGAGCGUUCAAGACAUGCGACACCAUCUAUAGAAAUGAGACCUCGAUUGCACCGAAGGUGGCCAGCGUGCACUGUGCCGACGAUGGGUCCCUGGAAGUCGCUACUCAAGACUGA